UUUUUUUUUCACAAAAAAGCCCAACCAAAGGACGCAUCCGCAGACUCCCGAGUCCUGACUCAUCCUGCGUUGAUCAAUUCCACAGAGUCUUUCCUCCCAAGAAACAGAUUCACAGAAGAAGGCCGCAGAGAGGGAGAGAGAAAAGAGGCGUAAUCUUAUCAAUUAGAUACACAGAGAAUCAAGAUAAUCCUUUUUUAGCCUCAGAAAGAGAAGCCGAUCUGAUCGCUCUUUUAUUAUAAUUGAAAUUCACCCAAAAUUACUAUAAAGAAAUGGGAACGCUUCAGACUUGGAGAAAAGCCUAUGGCGCUCUCAAAGAUUCCACCAAAGUCGGUCUCGCUCAUGUCAACAGCGACUAUGCGGAAUUGGAUGUCGCUGUAGUCAAAGCAACCAACCACGUCGAGUGUCCACCCAAAGAGAGGCACCUUAGAAAAAUCUUGAUUGCCACGUCAGCUAUUCGUCCGCGUGCUGAUGUUGCUUAUUGUAUUCAUGCUCUUUCCCGCCGAUUGGCCAAGACCCAUAAUUGGACGGUUGCAUUGAAAACAUUGAUUGUCAUCCAUAGAUUAUUAAGAGAGGGUGAUCCUACUUUCAGAGAAGAACUACUAAAUUUCUCACAGAGAGGACGCAUCCUACAACUUUCUAACUUCAAGGAUGAUUCAAGUCCUAUUGCCUGGGAUUGCUCUGCCUGGGUACGUACAUAUGCUCUAUUUUUGGAGGAGCGGCUUGAAUGCUUUAGAAUUCUCAAGUAUGACAUUGAAGCUGAGCGUAUUCCAAGACCUGCCCAAGGGCAAGAUAAGGGCUACAGCAGAACCAGGGAAUUGGUUAGUGAAGAACUGUUGGAACAGUUGCCUGCAUUGCAGCAUCUGCUGUAUCGCCUUGUUGGUUGUCGGCCUGAAGGUGCAGCUGUUAGCAAUUAUGUUAUACAGUAUGCUUUAGCGCUGGUAUUGAAAGAGAGCUUUAAAAUAUAUUGUGCUAUUAAUGAUGGAAUUAUCAAUCUUGUGGAUAAGUUUUUUGAGAUGCCAAGGCAUGAAGCUUUCACCGCCCUUGAUGUCUACAAACGAGCUGGCCAGCAGGCUGGUAGUCUUUCCGAUUUCUAUGAAGUUUGCAAAGGAUUGGAACUUGCUAGGAACUUCCAAUUUCCUGUUUUGAGAGAACCUCCGCAAUCCUUUCUUACAACCAUGGAAGAGUAUAUAAGAGAGGCACCGAGAGUUGUUUCUGUUCCAAGUGAGCCACUGCUCCAAUUAACAUAUAGGCCAGAAGAGGGUCCUUCUGAAGCUGAAGACACCAAAGUACCCAGUGAUGAACCUGAGCCAAUGCCUUCAGAUGAUGUUGUUGUCUCCAGUGCUGAGAUUGUGCCUCCCACUCCUAUCACACCUCCUCAAAACAACAUGGACACUGGAGAUUUACUGGGAUUGAGUUAUGACGCACCUGAUGCAUCAGCCAUUGAAGAAAGAAAUGCGUUGGCUCUGGCUAUAGUUCCAAUUGAACAGGAUGCUGCGCCAACAUUCAAUUCUGGUGCUGCUCAAGCGAAAGAUUUUGACCCUACUGGAUGGGAGCUUGCCCUGGUUACCACUCCGAGCAGUAACAUCUCUUCAGUUAACGAGAGGCAAUUGGCCGGUGGAUUGGACUCGCUCACUUUGAACAGUUUGUAUGACUCAGCAGCAUAUAGAGCAACUCAGCAGCCUGUUUAUGGAGCACCAUCUCUUAAUCCAUUUGAGGUGCAAGAUCCAUUCACAAUGUCAAACAGCAUUGCUCCUCCUGCUGCAGUUCAGAUGGCGGCAAUGGGUCAACAGCCUCCCAAUCCCUUUGGUCCGUACCAACCAACUUACCCACAGCCAAUGCAGCAGCAAAAUUUGAUGAUGAGCCCUACAAAUCCUUUUGGUGAUACAGCGUUGGGGACAUUUCCUGUGAAUCCUGUUGCUCAUCCUCAUUCUAACAAUCCUUUCGGAAGCACAGGCCUUUUAUAAUCACACCAAUAUUUGGACAUUUGGAAAGUAUAAUCUAGGUGAUUAAGUUGGUUUCUGUGCAUUGAAAAUGAGUAAAGCAGCGUGGGUUCAGAUUGUAGACCCACAAGAUUGAUGGUUUGCGGCAUGAAUCGUGUUUGUUUGGGUUGUAAAAGAAAGCAAGUGAAUAGUGUAUAAUGGACAACUAGUUGAUAAUAAUUGUGACUUUUGAAAAA
Messenger RNA from Hevea brasiliensis (rubber tree), 2176 nucleotides. Its product is annotated as putative clathrin assembly protein At2g01600. Gene Ontology annotation, molecular function: clathrin heavy chain binding; SNARE binding; 1-phosphatidylinositol binding. The coding region runs from base 270 to 1964 and encodes 564 amino acids. Lineage: Eukaryota; Viridiplantae; Streptophyta; Magnoliopsida; Malpighiales; Euphorbiaceae. The transcript is spliced from 15 exons. The record is from RefSeq and is a predicted model, not a curated record. Gene Ontology annotation, cellular component: clathrin-coated vesicle; clathrin-coated pit. Gene Ontology annotation, biological process: vesicle budding from membrane; clathrin-dependent endocytosis; clathrin coat assembly.